UCUGCAAAACUGUGAAGAAAUUAAUACUAUAAUCAAACAAAAUGGGGUUGUGCAUUAAGGUUUGGUUUUGUGUACUGAGUGUGUUGGGGCUGGCAAUUAUGAGUGAUUUUGCCAACGCUCAAGAUUCACAUAAAGACUAUCUGAAUGGACACAACCCUGCACGAUCAGAUGUUGGUGUGAAAAAUAUAGUUUGGAAUGACACAGUUGCUGCUUUUGCGCAAAAAUAUGCUAAUGAACGUAAAGAUUGUCAACUGGUUCAUUCAGAUGGUGGUGGCAUCUACGGGGAGAAUAUUGCAAUGAGCACCGGUGACAUGAGUGUUGCAGAGGCAGUGAAAUUGUGGGUGGAUGAGAAACCCUUCUACGACUACACUUCCAACUCUUGUAUUGGUGGAGAGUGUCUGCAUUACACUCAGGUUGUUUGGAGAAAAUCGGUGUAUCUUGGAUGUGCCAAAGUACGUUGCAACAAUGGCGGCACCUUCGUCACUUGCAAUUAUUCUCCUCCCGGCAACUAUAUUGGCGAAAGACCAUACUGA
Messenger RNA from Vigna umbellata (rice bean), 533 nucleotides. Its product is annotated as basic form of pathogenesis-related protein 1-like. Gene Ontology annotation, cellular component: extracellular region. The record is from RefSeq and is a predicted model, not a curated record. Lineage: Eukaryota; Viridiplantae; Streptophyta; Magnoliopsida; Fabales; Fabaceae.